CAGUUGGUGUUCAAACUGUUGAAUAAAAGGAGAUAUAAGGGAAUAGCAGGCAGAACCAGGACUGAGGAGGACGAGAUCAGCCAUGUUUCUGUGGACCUGAAGAGAGCUCAGCAGGGAGAAAAUAUGGCGACUCUGAAAAAGAUCCUCUUCAGAACUUUAGAACAAUUGGGGAAAGAGGACUUUGAAGAAUUCAAGUGGCACCUGCAGCUGAAGGUCCUAGGAUUUGAAGGAAUCCCAAAGAGUCGACUAGAGGAUGCAAGUCGGACGCAAACUGUGGACCAUAUGUUUCUGAACUACGGCAUUAACACUAUUGAAGUGACCAGAAACGUUUUGAAGGAGAUGAAUCAGAAUCUUCUGGAGGAGAAAUUAUCAGAAAUUCCAUCAGAACCGACAGAGAUUCAUUCAGAGAUUCAUUCAGAGAGUCUUAUUCAGUGCCAAGGGAACCUCAAAUUCAAAGUGAAGAAAAUCAUAAAAACGGGUAAUUCAAGACCUCUAAAUGAAAUCUACACGGAGAUCUACAUCACCAUGGGAGAACCUACAGCUGAAGAGCAUGAGGUCAGACAGAUUGAAACAGCAUCCAGGAAACCAGACGGACCAGAAACAACCAUCAGACAAGAAGACAUCUUUAAAUCCUCACCUGGAAGAGAUGCACCAAUCAGAGUGAUGACAAAGGGAGUGGCUGGCAUUGGGAAAACAGUCUUAACACAGAAGUUCACUCUGGACUGGGCUGAAGGCAAAGCCAACCAGGACAUCCAGUUCACAUUUCCAUUACCUUUCAGAGAGCUGAAUAGGCUGAAGAAAAAUUACAGCUUGGUGGAACUUGUUCAUUACUUCUUCACUGAAACCAGAGACGCAGGAAUCUGCAGGUUUGAUCAGUUCUCGGUUGUGUUCAUCUUUGACGGUCUGGAUGAGUGUCGACUUCCUCUGGACUUCCACAACACUGACAUCCUGACUGAUGUCACAGAGUCCACCUCAGUGGAUGUGCUGCUGACAAACCUCAUCAGGGGGGAGCUGCUUCCCUCUGCUCGCAUCUGGAUAACCACACGACCUGCAGCAGCCAAUCAGAUCCCUCCUGAGUGUCUGGACAUGGUGACAGAGGUCCGAGGGUUCACUGGCCCACAGAAGGAGGAGUACUUCAGGAAGAGAUUCAGAGAUAAGAAGCAGGCCGACACCAUCAUCUCCCACAUCAAGACCUCACGAAGCCUCCACAUCAUGUGCCACAUCCCAAUCUUCUGCUGGAUCUCUGCUUCAGUUCUGGAGAAAGUGUUGAAAACCAGAGAGGGAGGAGAACUGCCCAAGACCCUGACUGAGAUGUUCAUCCACUUCCUGGUGAUUCUAUGCAAACUGAGGAACGUCAAGUAUGAUGGAAAAAGUGAGACAGAUCCACACUGGAGUCCAGAGACCAGGAAGAUGACAGAGGCUCUGGGAAAACUGGCUUUUGAGCAGCUGCAGAAAGGCAACCUGAUCUUCUAUGAUCACGACCUGACAGACUGUGGCAUCGAUAUCACAGAAGCCUCAGUGUACUCAGGAGUGUUCACACAGGUUUUUAGAGAGGAGAGCGGACCGUACAAGGACACGGUGUUCUGCUUCGUCCAUCUGAGCGUUCAGGAGUUUCUGGCUGCUCUUCAUGUCCAUCUGACCUUCAUCAACUCUGGAGUCAACCUGCUGGCAGAAGAAUCAACAAUCUCCUGGCUGCUUCAAGUAUUCAGACCUCAACCAACACUAACACAUCUCUACCAGAGUGCUGUGGACAAGGCCUUACAGAGUCCAAACGGACACCUGGACUUGUUCCUUCGCUUCCUCCUGGGUCUUUCACUGCAGACCAAUCAGAAACUCCUACAUGGCCUGCUGACAGAAACAGGAAGUAGCUCAGAGAUCGACCAGAAAACAGUUGAGUACAUCAAGAAGAAGAUAAAUGAGAACCCGUCUCCGGAGAGAAGCAUCAACCUGUUCCACUGUCUGAAUGAACUGAAUGAUAGUUCUCUAGAGGAGCAGAUCCAACAGUACCUGAGUUCAGGAAGUCUCUCUGAAGAUAGACUGUCUCCUGCUGAGUGGUCAGCUCUGGUCUUCAUCUUACUGUCAUCAGGAAAAGAUCUGGACGUCUUUGACCUGAAGAAAUACUCUGCUUCAGAGAAGGCUCUUCUGAGGCUGCUGCCAGUGGUCAAAGCCUCCAGGAAAGCUCUGCUGAGUGGCUGUAAGCUGUCAGAGAGUAGCUGUGAAGCUCUGUCCUCAGUCCUCAGCUCCCAGUCCUCUAGUCUGAGAGAGCUGGACCUGAGUAACAACGACCUGCAGGAUUCAGGAGUGAAGCGGCUGUCUGCUGGACUGGAGAGUCCACACUGUGAACUGGAGACUCUCAGUCUCUCAGGCUGUAUGGUCACAGAGGAAGGCUGUGUCUCUCUGGCUUCAGCUCUGAGCUCCAACCCCUCCCAUCUGAGAGAGCUGGACCUGAGUAACAACGACCUGCAGGAUUCAGGAGUGAAGCGGCUGUGUGCUGGACUGGAGAGUCCACACUGUGAACUGGAGACUCUCAGUCUCUCAGGCUGUAUGGUUACAGAGGAAGGCUGUGUCUCUCUGGCUUCAGCUCUGAGCUCCAACCCCUCCCAUCUGAGAGAGCUGGACCUGAGCUACAAUCAUCCAGGAGACUCAGGAGAGAAGCUGCUGUCUGCUGGACGUGAGGAUCCACUCUGGAGACUGGAGACACUCAGGCUGGACCAUGGUGGAGAGCAGUGGUUAAAACCAGGUGUGAGGAAGUGUGACGACAGCAUCCUGGAGCCUCUGAGUUUCCCGGAGCAGCCGCCUGAUGCUCCCGGUGUCCCCGGUGAGGAGCUGCUGGUCUGUCUCUUCUGUCCCGACUCAGAGAGACAGAAAGACGUCCUCCUCAAACACCUGCUGCUGGAGCACAAGCUGGUCAUCGCAGACGUCAAACUCAUCGCUGACCUCCCAAAGUACUUGGUGUUCUGGAGAGGACGGUUCCUGGAACAGCCCAUCACAGAUUUCUGCAGCGUCAUCAAAACUAACUCCACCGGCCCCAUAGAGAAGCAGGAGGACUACUUCCUGCUGUGUGACGUCCUCCCAGAGGAUCGAGUCCUCAGAGAGAAGCUGCAGCAGAAACGUCUGGAGGAGGUGUUGGAGCAGCAGCAGCAGGAGAGAGAGGACAGAAGCUUCCAGCGCGUCUGCAUGUUCUGCAGCGACGAGUUCUCCGGAAACAGAUUUGCGUUUCUACGACCAGGUGAAGCUGGUGAACUUCCUCCGCCGUCAGCUCCAUCAGAGCCGCUGCUACGGCUGCCAGGAAACGUUCAGCUGCAGACAGGAAGUCCUCCGACACCUGAAGGAGGCGGGACAUGUGAUGCAGCUUCCUCACAAGUCCACCUGGAACCAGCCUCAAGGAUGAGGAGGAGGAAGAGUCGUCCAGGAACAGGAAGUCUUCUACCUGCAGGACCCUCGGCUCUUCAGCAUCGAUUUGAGGACGGAGUUCUGUUUCAAAGCUCGAAGGUUGGAAACGUCCUCUGAGAUCACCGGGACAUCUUCGCUGACGUUACGCUCGUCUUCAUCACCGUCAGACAGCGUGCAGAGGAGGGCGUCGUUCUCAUACGUGGGGAAGUAAUACCUGAGGAGAGAGGACUCUUUAAAGUAGAGACACUACAUACUGAUAUACACCUGAACAUCAGCAGGAGA
Molecule: messenger RNA, 3675 nt
Organism: Trematomus bernacchii (emerald rockcod)
Lineage: Eukaryota; Metazoa; Chordata; Actinopteri; Perciformes; Nototheniidae
Product: NACHT, LRR and PYD domains-containing protein 12-like
Exons: 13
Coding region: 124-3510 (1128 amino acids)
Molecular function (GO): protein binding
Source: RefSeq, a predicted model, not a curated record